Pistacia vera is the source of this 7154-nucleotide messenger RNA. RefSeq names its product chromatin modification-related protein EAF1 B-like. Bases 453 to 6542 code for a protein of 2029 amino acids. Gene Ontology annotation, cellular component: NuA4 histone acetyltransferase complex. The transcript is spliced from 23 exons. NCBI's taxonomy places the organism in Eukaryota, Viridiplantae, Streptophyta, Magnoliopsida, Sapindales, Anacardiaceae. The record is from RefSeq and is a predicted model, not a curated record.
UCUUCUUCGUCUUCUUCCCAAACCCAGCCCAUAAUCACUCGCGCAGAGAGAGACAGACCUCGCAUGCUGCUCUCGAAACAAAAACCAUACCCAGACACAGAGAGAGAGAGAGGGAGAGAGAGAGAGAGAGAGAGAGAGAGAGAGAACAGAAACGAAAUUCCAAAAGACUUAGAAAUUACAAAUACAAAAUCAUUUGUAUUGUAGAGAAACUCAGCACCACGUUGUUCUCAUCAUGGCUUACAUUUGCAACGACGUGUUGUGUUUUAGGGCAAAUUCCUGUCGUUUCUGAUUUUUAUUUUGAAAACCCUAGGUGAGAGGGAAGUGUGUUUGGCUUCUCACGUCCACUUACUGCUCUGCCCUAGCAACAAUUUUUGUCCUUAAGCUAUCAAUUCAGGAAAUUGUAACCUUUUGGAAUUGAUGGGAAAGGCGGGCUUGUAGGUAUCAAGGUAGGGAUGCAUGGAUGUGGAUCAGGAACUGCUAUCCUAGUAAAUGCUGAGGUUGAUUCCAUGGGAGGAGUUGUUGACGGCGGAGUAGGUAUUGGUGUCAAAACCUCUCCGCAUCGAGCUGCAAUUGAGAAGGCUCAAGCAGAGCUUCGCCAGGAGUAUGAUGUCCGUGAAGAGAGAAGAAGAGAGCUAGAAUUUCUUGAGAAAGGUGGCAACCCUUUGGAUUUUAAAUUUGGGAAUGCAGCGUCAGUUAGUGUCCAGUCAACUUCACUUACUGAUCAGCAAGCAGAACAUUUUGUGACCAGUGAAGCAAAAGGUAGUUUUGCGUUGACUGCCUCACCUCAUGGUGAUUCUGUAGAAAGUAGUGGUAGGCCAGGGGUUCCUACCGUUUGUGAACCCAAUAGUGCUGAUAAUCUCUUACUUUUCGAUGGUGAAAAUGAGUUACUUGAAGGCGAAAGGCACUCUGUACAUCCUGUUAAAAAGAACAGUAUUGUUCCAUCAGAACAGUCUUCCCAGAUGGAUGGGACUCAAAAUGCUAAGGAAUCUGAAGAUUCUGCUAUUUUCCGCCCAUAUGCUCGCAGGAACAGGUCUAAAAUAAAUCGUGACAGUGCUCGAUCUAGUUCGAAUGAUAUAGUCCAGACUCGUGCUGGGCACGGAUCUUCUAUAACUGUUCGUGGGGGUUCAAGGGAAGGAAAGGGAUCGAUAUCUGAUUCGAACAAACAAAAGGAGCAGCAUAUAAUUCCUACUUCUGACCCAAAGUCAGUAACUUCCAAUGGUGAUGUGGUACCUAAGAUUGUAACUUUCGAUAAUCAAUUAAAUAUGGAGUUAGAUAGCAUGCAGAAUCCAGCAGUAUCAACAAACCCCAAAGUUAGUUUGCCUGAAGAUAAGUUGGAUGGUACGGCUCCCAAAAGCUUGAUAAAUGACCAACUUAAUCAGUCUACACAAGUUGAAACUCAGCAAACUCCCAGUGAGGUGGCUGCUGGGGAGCCUAAUCUUGUUGGACGAAAGGAAGAGAUAGUUUCAGCAGGAGUUGAAUGUCUGCAUUCUGCAGCCACAGAAAAAGCUGAGAAUGAAAGUUGUUCUGGUCAGCGGAAUGGGUUUGGUGAUCGAGAUAGGGAUAGGAAAUUGAUACCAAAUGAUGGCCAAAAUAGCACUGCUGUAAUUGGUACGAGAUUAGAUUCAGAAUCAUCUUGCACCCAGAACAGCCUAAAUUUAGAUGUAAAUAUUGAUAGUGAUGCAUGCAUUAAUCCAAAAAAUUCUAAUGGAAAUCCGAUGGAACAAAUGCCAGAAUUGGAAGGGACAACACAUUUAGCAGGAUGUGAGAUGACGGACAAGAAUGAGAUCAAGAUUGUAAACAAAAGUGAUGUCAUGAAUGCUAAUCAGAACUGUGUGUAUAAAAAUCAGAGUGGGAACAAUUCCAUUGUCAAAGUUGAGGAAGAAAUGAAUAAAAGUAGAUCAGACUUGAAUGAUGAGGUGAAGUGUACUUCCAAGAUUGAGGGAGUGCAACAAAAUGAGCAUACCAACACAGAUACUGAUAAACCCUUGGGUAAUGUGUUGGGUACUGAUUCCAACUUUGACAAGGAAAACCUCUGCUUCAGCAGAUCUCAGGGCACCGUGGAUAUCUCUAUUUGUGAGCCUCCCAAGAAUACUUUGACAGAGAGAAAUUCUGCUGAUGCCCCUGAUGUGCAAACUGAUUCUGGUAACUGUUUAAAGUUUGCAGAUAAGGCUCAUGAAGAUUCAAUCCUGGAAGAGGCACGGAUUAUAGAGGCUAAGCGGAAGAGGAUUGCUGAGUUGUCUGUGGGUACCUCGCCCUCUGAGAGUCGCCGAAAAUCUCACUGGGAUUUUGUCCUUGAGGAAAUGGCAUGGUUGGCAAAUGAUUUUGCGCAGGAGCGGCUUUGGAAGAUGACUGCUGCUGCCCAAAUAUGUCGUCGGGUUGCGUUUACUUCUCGGUUGAGAUCUGAAGAACAAAAUCAACGUUGGAAGCUCAAAAAAGUAGCUCUCACCAUGGCAAAGGCUGUCAUGCAGUUCUGGCAUUCAGCUGAGGUGUUGCUAUAUAAUGAUGAUCCAAGUGUCCAAAAAAACUGCUGGCAUGGAUCAACAAAUAUUGAUGGGAAUAAAUUUUCUGGGGACAAGGAACCGAGCAAAGAUUUGGAUCAACAGUCCCCCAGAAAAAAUAUUGCAGUUGCCAUUCAGGGAUAUGCAGUAAGGUUUUUGAAACAUAACAGCUCAUCUGUUCCUUCUCUUCAAGCGGAAGCUCCUGCAACUCCUGAUAGAAUAUCGGAUUUGGGCAUUAUGGAAGUGUCUUGGGAUGACCACCUUACAGAAGAAAGUCUCUUCUAUGCAGUUUCCUCGGGUGCAAUGGAGACCUAUAGAAAGUCUAUUGAAUCUCACUUAGCACAGUGUGAGAAAACUGGCAGUAGCAUGCAAGAGGAAGUGGACACAUCUAUGUAUGAUGCCGUGGCAGAGUUGGGCUAUCAUGACGUUGGAUAUGAUGAGGAUGAGGGUGAAACAAGUGCUUAUUAUUUGCCUGGAGCCUUUGAAGGUAGCAGGCCAUCAAAGUUUCCCCAGAGGAAGCGGAAGAACUUGCCUUAUGGACACAACACCGUGGGGUCCCAACAGUCCAUUUUGAUCGGAAAAAGGCCUGGUAAUCUCAAUGUUGGUUCAAUUCCUACAAAACGUGUGCGCACUGCUUCCAGGCAGAGGGUUAUAAGCCCGUUUAGUGCUGGAGCUGCUGGGAGUUUACAAGUGCCCACUAAAACAGAUGCCUCGAGUGGGGAUACUAGUUCUUAUCAGGAUGACCAAAGUACUUUGCAUGGUGGAGCUCAGAUUCAGAAAAGUGUGGAGGUUGAGUCAACUGGAGACUUUGACAGGCAGUUACCUUAUGAUUGUGCAGAAACAUCAACUAAACCUAAGAAGAAGAAGAAAGCAAAGCAUCUGGGUUCAGCAUAUGAGCAGGGUUGGCAGCUUGAUUCAACUGCCUAUAAUGAUCAGAGGGACAAUUCCAGAAAGAGAUUGGAGAGUCAUCAUUUUGAUUCUAAUGGAAACAUUGGCUUAUACGGACAACAUAGUGCGAAGAGGCCAAAAAUAAUGAAACAACCUUUGGAUACUACCUUUGACAACAUUACUCCAAUGACUGGGUCGAUCCCUUCUCCUGCGGCAUCGCAAAUGAGUAAUAUGUCCAACCCAACUAAAUUCAUUAAAUUGAUUGGUGGCCGGGAUAGGGGGAGGAAAGCCAAAGCGCUGAAGAUUUCUGCUGGGCAGCCAGGUUCUGGAAGUCCAUGGUCAUUAUUUGAAGACCAGGCACUGGUUGUCCUUGUGCAUGAUAUGGGUCCUAAUUGGGAGCUUGUUAGUGAUGCCAUCAACAGUACACUUCAGUUUAAGUGCAUAUUCCGCAAGCCUAAAGAAUGCAAGGAGCGUCACAAGAUUUUAAUGGAUAGAGGUGCUGGGGAUGGGGCUGAUAGUGCUGAAGAUUCAGGAUCUUCUCAGACUUAUCCAUCUACAUUACCUGGCAUACCAAAGGGAAGUGCCAGGCAGUUGUUCCAACGUUUACAAGGGCCGAUGGAAGAGGAAACUGUCAAGUCUCAUUUUGAGAAAAUUAUUAUAAUCGGAAAAAAGCAGCAUUUUCGUAAGAGUCAGAAUGAUAACCAGGAUCUGAGACAAAUAGUUGCUGUACAUAAUUCUCAUGUUCUUGCUCUUUCUCAAGUGUGCCCAAAUAACCUAAGUGGAGCUGUGCUAACGCCCCUUGAGCUCUGCGAUGUGACUGCAUCAAGCACAGAUCUUCCCCUUGGGCUUCAAGGUUCUCAUGCAAGUGGUUUAGCAAUAUCAAAUCAAGGAGCUGUAGCACCUAUGCUUUCCACUUCUGGGCCUAAUUCUUCUUUGCAAGGAUCGCCUGGUAUUGUUCUUGGCAGUAACUUAUCAUCACCAUCUGGUCCUCUCAAUCCUCCUAUCAGGGAUAGUAGAUACAAUGUUCCAAGAACGUCUCUGCCACUUGACGAGCAGCAAAGGAUGCAACAUUUCAAUCAAAUGUUAUCAGGUAGGAAUAUGCAGCAGUCCAACUUGUCUGCUCCUGGAGCUCUUUCUGGAGCUGAACGAGGUGUCCGUAUGCUUCCCAGUGGAAAUGGUAUGGGUGUGAUGUGUGGGAUGAACAGAAGCAUGCCAAUGACAAGGCCAGGGUUUCAAGGAAUGGGCUCAUCACCAAUGCUGAAUUCUGGGAGUAUGCUUUCAUCGAGUAUGGUGGGGAUGCCAAGCCCUGUAAAUGUGCACUCUGGAGCUGGUUCUGGUCAAGGAAACCCAAUGUUGAGACCUCGUGAGGCUAUGCAUAUGAUGCGACCUGGCCACAAUGCGGAUCAUCAAAGGCAAUUGAUGGUACCAGAGCUCCAGAUGCAGGUCACACAAGGAAGUGGUCAAGGGCUUCCUGCUUUCAAUGGGUUGAGUUCUUCUUUCUCUAAUCAGACUACACCCCCGGCUGUUCAGUCAUAUCCAGGCCAUCCUCAGCAGCAGCAUCAAGCGUCCGCACAACCAUCCCAUGGGCUAAGCAACCAUCAUCCUCAUCUUCAGGGUGCAAAUCAUGCUACUGGAUCACAGCAGCAAGCCUAUGCAAUCCGGCUUGCUAAAGAGCGGCAUUUGCAGCAGCGUUAUUUGCAGCAGCAGCAACAACAGCAGCAGCAGCACCAACAGCAACAGCAGUUUGCUGCUUCAGGUGCUUUGAUGCCACAUGUCCAACCACAGACUCAACUUCCCAUAUCAUCUUCUCUGCAAAGUGGUUCCCAAAUUCAAUCACCAACCUCAUCGCAGCCUGGAACUAUGCCCCCCCUUACAGCAUCUUCCCCGAUGACACCGAUAUCAUUGCAGCACCAGCAGAAGCAACAUUUACCUUCUCAUGGGCUAAGCCGCAAUCCUCAAUCUGGUGCCAGUGGUUUAAACAAUCAGAUGGGUAAGCAACGACAACGACAGCCACCGCAGCAACAGUUUCAACAACCUGGCAGGCACCAUCCUCAACAGCGACAGCAUGCACAAUCUCAACAGCAGGCUAAACUAUUAAAGGGAAUUGGAAGAGGGAAUAUGGUGAUGCACCAGAACCUUACUGUUGAUCCAUCUCAUCUAAAUGGUUUAACUGGGGCUCCAGGUAACCAAGCUACUGAGAAAGGAGAGCAGAUCAUGCACUUAAUGCAAGGUCAAGGUUUGUAUUCUGGGUCCAGCUUAAACCCUGUUCAACCAUCUAAACCAUUAGUUCCUUCUCAAGCCUCUAAUCACUCACAGCCACAGCAAAAGCUAUAUUCUGGUCCAACCACCCCUUCAUCAAAGCAACUCCAGCAGAUGCCUUCUCAUUCUGAUAAUAGCCCUCAAGGCCAGGUUCAAUCCGUCACUUCUGGACAUACACUACCAGCUACGCAUCAAACUGUUUUGCCAGCAAUUAUGGCUUCCAAUCAUCAGCAUCUGCAGCUACAGCCACAGCCACAGCCACAACAAAAGCAGGUUAAUCAAACUCAAACGCAAGCACCUGCUCAGAGAAUGCUUCAACAGAAUCGUCAACUGAAUUCUGAUCCGCUAAGCAAGUCUCAAAUCGAUCAAUCUCAACCUGACCAGCAGCCUGUGAACAAUGCUUCAAUGAUGGGUACCAGUACGACUACAGCAAUGCCUCAGGUCUGUAUUGAUUCAGCUAAUGUUGUGCCAGUUUCUUCUUCUGCUGUUACUUCUCAAUGGAAAGCAUCAGAACCAGUAUAUGAUUCUGGCAUGCCGAAUAUGGCCAAUCAAGUGGGUUCCAUUGGGAGUCCUCCUCUUACGAAUUCAGCUGGGAGUGAUGCAGUAUCAUCUAUUAGUCAAGGUUUAGGACAGAGGCAGUUAUCAGGUAGCUUGCCACCUCAUGGGCAUAAUGCUGGGACACAGUGGCAGCACCAGUCUCAGCUACAACAGACCCCUACACUGCCAACCACAUCGCAACAACACUGCCAGCCACAUGAACAAGAAGUUCUGCAACAAGAUCAACAGCAGUUACCCCAACAACAGCUCCCACCACAGCAGUCUCAGCAGCAGACGCAGCAUCUGCAGGCAGCACAAGGCAGUUUGUAUAUCAGACCCACUAACACAAAAUUGGAAUGAAACAGUCUGUGGAUUGAGCAGUUCUGAGAGCAGUCGGACCCUGCAAGAGUUGGGUUUGCAUGCUGUUGUAACAGCAGUGUACAGAUGAAGCUGGUUAUUUUAUUGGGCAAUGCAAAAUGCAAAAAUAGGAGAUUGUCUUCUGCCGGUUCUGUCAAAAGUUCACAGGAGAUGCUAGCGGGCUAAUUCCUUUUUCUUUCUCUUCUUUUUCUGUUAAUUUAUUUUCCUGUUAAUUUUGGGAAUUAUGUAAAUUACCACUGGUUUAGAGCUUAGGGAAGGUAGAGACAAAUAUAGAGGUAUGUGUACAGGGGUCUCAUUUUCCCUUAUGUUCUUUUCCCCCAUUUUCCCAGGUGGGCCGUAUUCGUUUUUGCCCCGGUAGAUUAGUGAAUGUGAAUGUAUUAUUACCCUUUUCAGAUUUAGUGGGUAGCAAGCAAUCAUUGAUAUGAUAUGGGCAAAUGCCUUUGGAAAUUUUGUGAAUAUAAGGUCUCUGGUCAAUGGUAUUAGAAUUAGAAUGAUCAGCAAGCUUCUGUCACUGCCAUGGGCGCUGGCCCCUUAUUGUAAUUUUCCUAGUGGAUCAACCUUUUAAAUGAAAGCUCUUCCAUUUUUCUUCCUGUA